This is a messenger RNA of Fomitopsis serialis, 2577 nucleotides long. Its product is annotated as SGT1-domain-containing protein. The record is from RefSeq and is a predicted model, not a curated record. The coding region runs from base 1 to 2577 and encodes 858 amino acids. The transcript is spliced from 10 exons. Lineage: Eukaryota; Fungi; Basidiomycota; Agaricomycetes; Polyporales; Fomitopsidaceae. Gene Ontology annotation, cellular component: nucleus.
AUGUCCGCUCCAACUGUCUCUGACAUACUCAACAGGCCCCCGGCGAUCUCGGAGGACACUCUGCAGUAUGCGCUCUACCCGCGAGAUGAUCUCACCGAUCGCGCUUCUGCGACCACUCUUGCAACUCUGAUGUGUUCCUACGUCGACAUAUUGCUCCCCGAUCAUCUCUGGCACCGUGAUGGCUUUGAGCUCAAAGUGGUAGAGAACGCAGACGGGGACGGCUGGAUGCUCGAGGGGAGAAUGAGAGUCGGGGACUGUGUUGAUGAUGAAUGGUGUGCGGUCUGGCUGCUGAAAGAGCUCAGUGCGAAAUGGGACGUCGUGAUGAGCAUCUUUGAUUCUGACGGUGAAUUCUUGCUCAUUGAAGCAGCGGAAGCUUUACCCGCAUGGGUCACGCCUACAAAUGCUGAAAAUAGGGUCUGGAUCUACCAAUCUCGCCUGCACCUCAUUCCUCUCCUACACGUCUCUGCCCCAUCUAGCAAACCCCAUCGCAGGCGUUACCCGCGUACAAAAGACAGCGAUGACGAAGGCGACUUCACUCAGGACGAUGAUGACAGCUUCAUCUCUGUGUCUGAUGCUCUGACAGCAGUACGGGAUCCGCUGGUAGAUACACUUGCUCCGCCAGAAGUUGAGCAGCACGUCUGGAAGAGAAUCUCCGGAUAUCCUACUGCUGCUCGACAACAUGUCCACGUCACAAAGGCAUACCUCCCUGUCAACAUCGCUAAGGCCUUGACUGUAGACGCCUCGCUGGUGCAAAAGCCGAUUGAGACGUUCUAUACCCGCGACGCUUUACAGCUACGUGCAGCCCACAAGAUGUCGCGCUUUCCUCCGGAGCCUUCGGUCUUGACAUCCGUGAAGAUGACACGCACCUCGUAUGCGCAGCUCGUAGGUCAGAAGUUUUACUCGCCGAAGAUAUUUGGGCGAUGGCACGAGCAAGAAGGCACGAAGGAGUGGAAAUGGCGAGAUAUUGGUAUGAAGAUUGCGUGCGGCUUCGAGAUGACAUACCAGGAGAGUAAAGGUCGCGCGGACGCUACGAGGAUAUCUGCAGAGGCCAUGAAGUUAUCAGCUACGGCGCGCAAAGAGACACUGAAGUGUAAUCCCGAAUACGCGAAAUACAUACAAAACCUCGCAUCCUCUGGUUACUUCAAAGGGGAGCUCGAAGGGUCUCAGCUUUGGAAUGAAUUGGAAGAUAAGGCUGUGGAUGCAUUCCUAGAAGCUCGGAGAGAAGACGAUGCGAGUAGACCUUCCUUUGCCACCGCUGUCAACACCGCAUUGUCUCGCACGGAGGACUUCACUGUCACAGCUCUCGAUGAAGACGACUCCGACGACUGGCUCAACGUGGAUGCUGGCUCGUUCGAUUCGAUGCUGGAACAGAGCUUUGGCACAAAAGAUUCGUCAAAUGACAUGGAUGUCGACCCGGACUCAGCGGAGGACCGUGUCGCAAAGCAACAGGCAGCCCGCUUGCACGAUUUCGCCAAGAAAGUCGAAGAAUUUGUAGAGGGCCAGGGCGACGUUGAGGGUGCGAGAUUCGCGGACGAACAAUUGUCAGAUGAAGAGUCUAGCGGCGACGAUGAGAGUGAAGGCACGGAAGAGUCCGACUUUAUACCACCGGCUCAGCCCCAAGGCAAUAUGAGCGCGGACGAGCGAGCCCGGAGGCAGGCAGCCAUGGAUAAGCUCGUCCCUCCAAUCGAUGCAUCGGACUACGGUAAAAUGCCAGCAUCUUAUCACGCGAAUUCACAAAGAGUUGCCCCCACGACCAUGGAGACAGAGGUGCGAGAGGAUACCCUAUCUCAAAGUUCUACCGCGUCUGGUUCCGGACCGCGUCAACGGCCGAUUCGACCUCCCAUCAUUCCUCGUGACAAGUAUGAUGGAGUUGACUCAGAUGACGAGACAGACGAGGAAGAUGGGGGUGCCAGUGAAGAGGACGAGGAAGACAAACCGCAGGUGGUCGGUGACAUCGAGAUUGACAUGGAAGAGGAGGAAGAAGAAUUUCUGGAAUUCGCUCGGCAGGCACUGGGUGUGUCCGAUGAGCAGUGGGGUGAUAUUGUACGGGAUCGCAAAGACCGGGGUGCGUAUGUACCCUCGCAAGUCGUCGCAGAGAACAAACCGAAGGCGGCGCCGACAACAUCUAACCAGGACGUAGACGGGGCUGCGACGAAAACCGACCACAUCCGUAUGCCGACUCCAGGGCCCCGGCCAAACGUCAAUCCCAACCUGGAUUCCUUCGAAGCUGUCAUGCAAGCCAUGGAUACUGAACUUGCCCGGAUGCGGUCGAGCACAGACACCGCUGCCGCUGGGAAGACCCGCGCCGCGGAGAAAGGUAAAGCGAAGGCAAGCGCAACAGACAGUCAGGAUGUCGACAUAGAAACUGCCAUGGACGCUGAACUGCGGGCGGCGCUCGAGACAGACCAGAACGGCGGGGACGAAGAUGAUCAGGACGGCCAUGGAGAAGGACUGGAUUACAAUUUGAUCAAGAGUUUCCUCGAGAGCUUCAAGAGUCAGAGCGGCCUGUCAGGUCCAGUGGGAAAUCUGGCAGGGAGAUUGCAGCCGGGAUGGACUCUGCCUAGGGACGAGACUUGA